This is a messenger RNA of Teleopsis dalmanni, 822 nucleotides long. RefSeq lists its product as uncharacterized. The coding region runs from base 1 to 822 and encodes 273 amino acids. The record is from RefSeq and is a predicted model, not a curated record. Gene Ontology annotation, biological process: DNA integration. Gene Ontology annotation, molecular function: nucleic acid binding. Lineage: Eukaryota; Metazoa; Arthropoda; Insecta; Diptera; Diopsidae. The transcript has a single exon.
AUGGACAUUAGUGCAGACACAGUAGCUGCGGCGUUCAUCACGGGAUGGGUUUCACACUAUUGCGUUCCUUCAGAGAUCACUACAGAUCAAGGGAGGCAGUUCGAAUCAAAGUUGUUCGCUGAACUUAUGCAGUUGAUUGGUACUAAACAUCUACGUACAAGUUCGCGACAUCCACAUUCGAACGGAAUUCUGGAACGAUUUCAUAGAACACUAAAAGCUGCACUGAAGUGUAAGUCUAAUCAAAGGUGGACAGAGGAAUUACCACUGAUAUUGCUGGCUUUACAGAGUGUGUUCAAAGACGACAUCCAAGCUAGUCCAGCGGAAAUGGUAUAUGGUACAUCUCUUAAGCUUCCAGGAGAAUUCUUUGAGAAGACGUCUCACAUCGGAUGUGACUCCGAAUUCGCAAUUUUUCUUAGGGAGACCAUGGAUCAAUUAUGUCCGGUUCCAGGUUCAAAUCAUGCAAAAGCGAAAACGUUCGUUCAACGAGACCUGCAGACGUGUUCACACGUGUUCCUAAGGGAUGAUAACGUUCGACCUCCCUUGAAAUCACCUUAUGACGGACCAUACAAAGUGAUACGGCGUGAUCGUAAGCUUAUUACCAUUUUAAUCAAAGACCGACCUGUCCAAGUGAGCAUUGAUAGAGUGAAGGCGGCUUACUUGUUGAAUGAAGAAAUCGAAUCAAACACACAGUUGUCACGAUAUAUUUCACUUCAGUCAAGUCCAGAUGCACAACCUAUACGAAGACCUCAGCAGGAGCUCAACUCUGGUCAUAGCGCAUCCAGUGGCAGAGUUAUUCGAUUACCUGUCAGAUUUUUGACAUAG